This is a messenger RNA of Amborella trichopoda, 526 nucleotides long. Lineage: Eukaryota; Viridiplantae; Streptophyta; Magnoliopsida; Amborellales; Amborellaceae. The record is from RefSeq and is a predicted model, not a curated record.
UAUGGUUGAAGCAAUCAAGAAGAUGCUUGUAAAGAGAAAGGGACUAGGUGACCCAGACUUUGAAAUACAUGUCGAAGAUGUUGUAAACGAUAUGCUCUCUGACGACACAGCAACAGAUUUGAAGGACCAAAUAGAUGAUGACAAAGCUAGUGAUCCUUGGUCUCAUCUUAAAAGGUUGAGGCUACUCCGUGACCAUGGCACCAGUCACUUGUGCGUCGUCGGUAGGCACAGGGGCGCAGUUUCUAUGACUACCUCUAUUAAUGGCUUAUUUGGAGCAUUGUUUAGGUCUUGUAAAACAGGGAUAAUACUCAACAAUCAGAUGGAUGAUUUCAACAUCCCUACAGACAUUUCAAAUCCCACUAUACCGUCAGCAAGUGCAAACUACAUCGAGCCAUUUAAAAGGCCUUUAUCCUCCAUGAUGCCCACCAUAUUUCUCAAGGAUCGAGAACUUGAGGGUGUGAUUGGUGGAAGUGGAGGACCGAGAAUAAUUCCUACAACUAUACAGGUCCUCUUGAACUAUUUUAUU